Molecule: messenger RNA, 1023 nt
Organism: Encephalitozoon romaleae SJ-2008
Lineage: Eukaryota; Fungi; Microsporidia; Unikaryonidae
Product: RNA polymerase II transcription initiation/nucleotide excision repair factor TFIIH subunit SSL1
Exons: 1
Coding region: 1-1023 (340 amino acids)
Biological process (GO): regulation of transcription by RNA polymerase II; nucleotide-excision repair
Cellular component (GO): transcription factor TFIIH holo complex
Source: RefSeq, a predicted model, not a curated record
AUGGCCAAGCAGUUUUCUUGGGAACAGGAAUACAAAAGAACAUGGGAGGACAGAAGCGAUAAAAAGGUCCAUGAGUUUAACAUGGAGGCUGAAACUUUUUAUAGUAAUAAUAGAAAGGGGAUAGUGAGACAUCUUCAUGUCAUAAUAGAUGUUUCAGAGGCAAUAGACAAGUCGGACUUUCUUCCCACGUUCAGGACAAAUGUGGCAAGAAUUCUUGAGGAAUUCAUUCCGUCAUUCUAUAAUGAGAAUCCUCUGUCGACCCUCUCCUUUCUUAGUACUAGAGAUGUCUGUGUGAAGUAUAUAAGCAGCAUGGAUAUGGAUGUUCAUGCAUUUCUUGGCCAGACAGGAUCCAAAUGGUUUUCACUGCUCAAUGGACUUGAGGGAUCCAUAGAGAUCAUGAGGAACACCAUGCACGUAAAGGAGAUUCUUGUAAUUGUUGCAAGCACAUCCACCAGAGACCCCCAUGGAUACACCGAAGUACUGAAUAAGCUCAAGACGUAUAACAUAAAGGUCCACUUCAUAAGUCUGUGCGGCGAGCUCACUCUAUAUAAAUCAAUAUCUAAGGCCACUGGUGGAAGAUUUUAUGUCCCGGUUGAUGUGGGGCAUCUAUCUAUGAUCAUGAAGGAGCUGUCCCAUCCCACGGACUUCAAUGGGACAACCCUCAGUCUGGUCAAAAUAGGCUUUCCCCUGCCAACAAUAGAAUCCUCGGUAUGUAGUUGCCAUCUGGAGAUGAAGAGCAUUGGAUAUGAAUGCCCAGUGUGCAAGACGAUGGUUUGCUCUCUUCCUACUUCAUGUCCAAUAUGUGGCACCCAACUUGUAUCCACAUUGAAUCUCUCCAAGUCCUUAAGGUUCCUUUAUCCACUAAAGCCAUUUAUUGAAAAGGCAGAAGGUAUAUGCAGAAUAUGCCGAGACAAGGGUGCAUAUCAAUGCGAGCUCUGCAAAAGCACGUUCUGCAGCUACUGCAAUGGACUCGCUCAUAACACUUUAAGUUUCUGCAUCUACUGUGAAUUACCACAUAAUUAG